Molecule: messenger RNA, 929 nt
Organism: Effrenium voratum
Lineage: Eukaryota; Dinophyceae; Suessiales; Symbiodiniaceae
Source: the annotation of a GenBank genome assembly
UCCCAUGGGUUCCCAGGUUGAGACCCACUUAGACCUACCCGGUUCGGAAUGGUUUCAUGGCCGCCGCUUCGGCAGCCGCAGCCGCGGCGGCGGCCGCUGCCAGCGGGGACCCGCUGGACGCGGAAUUCGCGGCCACCCUGCGGCGGGUGGAGGCGUCGUUGGCUGGGGCGCCCAAACAUUUACGGAUCCGAGGAGAGCAAUGGGCCCAGCGCCUGGGGCUUUUAUCCAAGCUGCGGCAGCCCUUGUUCCAGAAGGAUCGGAACCUCCACGCGGACCUCUUGCUGCGGUGCAUCCAGGAGGGCACAUGGACGGAGCCCAUGGACAAGCACCCGCCCGAGGGUCCGCUGCCCUCUCUGCCCACUCACGUGGCCUGCUCCUUGCGCCGCUUGCGCGCCGAGCGCGGCAUCGGUGCCGCGACCAAGAGGCGCUCGCUGAGCCGCGGAAAAGGCGAGAAGCUGCGCGUCUCCGAUUCCACCAGCCUGGCCAGCGCUGCGGCUGCAGCCUGUGACGCCUCCCCAUACUCAGCCUCAGCACUGGCGAAGCGUGUGGCGUUUCUGGAGCAGCAGAACAAGCAGCUGAGGAAGCAGCUUGACGACGCGCGCCGUGCCUCGCCCUCGCCCUCGCGCCCAGCCGUGACCUCCGGUGGAUCCUGCGGGGUGAAAGCCGGGGUCAGCCAGGUUCGGAGCCGGCCGCACACGCCCAGCCCCCGGCAAAGAGCUCCCGGCGACGCGCGCGCGGUUCGGGACGCGGGUGCCCGCGGCAUGGCGCCGCUGCCCCCCGAGGAUGAUGUGGAGGCCUUCUUAAAGUACUUGGACGCCUUCCAGUCCUACGCGGGCUCCUUGUUCGGUUCCAUGGAUAGCCAGAGCCUCGGCAAAGCUGAGGCAGAAUUGGAUGCGAGGAAUUAACUGACAGUGGCGAUAGGCCCAUUG